UAAUUUAUUAGUCUAAAAUAUGCUGCAAGUGAAUCUUUAAAAAAAAUGAAAGGAAGGAAGAACUGACAAAUGUUUUUGUUUUUCUUUUCUUUUUUUUUUAGGAAGUCGUUAACAAUAAGGCGGAAGUGUCAAGGUGUCUUUUCACCUUGCUGAAGGACAGCUGUAUUUACUGACGUAUGCAAAUGAGUGUCAGGGGAGGUCCUUAUGCCAGAAAAAGCACAGAAUCAGUUUCACAUUGCAGCUCUGGAGUUCCUGCGUGGAAGGAAAAACGAGACGUGGCGAAAUCCAGUGAUUAUCUGCUGCCAUAUUCUUCUUCGUGGAGAUUUAAGAGUCAUUUUUAGGGUUUUAUUUUUGGAGGGCGACCCGGUUUGAUGUUUUACUCCCUUUCGGCUGCCGUAGGAGUUCUCUCUAUGAUCUCCCUAGAAAUAGAAAUCUUCAUUUUGACUCAAAGUGUUUGUUUCCUCCUGUCGCAGCUCAGCAAACCAUGCAGGAUGAUUUACUGAUGGACAAAAACAAAGCCCAGCCUCAGCAGCAGCAAGUAGACCCUCCUCCUUCCACGCCGACCCCGUCAUCGGAACCCACUUCAUCUUCAUCCGAGUCGGAGAGCCCGUCGACCGGCAGCAGCCUAGCGGCUUCCGCGCUGAGCAGCGGCGGCGGUGGCGGCGGAAAGGACCGAGUCCCGAUGGAGUCGCCGGUCCUGCCCGGGCUGGGCUUCCACCAGCACCCGCUCCAGGACACCGGCGGGCCCCUCGGGUCCCCUCCGGCGUCGUUCGGGACCACUUGGUCCACGGGGACCACGAACGCCGUGGAGGACAGCUUUUUCCAGGGAAUACCGUCGGUGAAUGGGACGAUGCUGUUCCAGAACUUCCCGCACGUCAAUCCGGUGCUGGGGGGAAAUUUCUCCCCGCAAAUCGGGCAGCAGCAGCAGCGGAGGUCCCCGGUCAGUCCCAGCCAAGUUCCCUUUCCCCAGAGAAACGCUUACCAGACCAUCAUCAACAACAGCAAGGGGACAUCGUCGUCUUCCCCGGCUUCCGCCUGGAACAACCACCAGAACACCGGGUGGAGCUCCGCGUCCAGCCCGUGGAGCGCGCUGCAGCCGGGCAGAGAUCCGCGCCGCGCCGUGGGCGUCGGGGUCGGGGUGCCGUCUCCGCUCAACCCCAUCUCCCCGAUGAAGAAGCCUUACACCAGCAACGUCAUAGCGCCCCCCAAAUUCCCGAGACCCGGGGGUCCUCUGGCUCAGAAGCCCUGGAUGGAGGACAGCAACAACAUGCUGCCUUUCCAGGACCGGAACCGGCCCUUUGAUCCUUUUAACUUGAACUCUUUGGAGAAUCCAUUAAUGGAUAUGAUAAAGACUGACCAUGACAAAGGUAAACCACACCCGGCCGGUGGGCCACCAGUGACUAUCGCUGACAUUAUAUGGAGGAAUCAUUUUGCAGGACGGAUUGGACUCAACUUUCACCAUCCUGGAGCAGAACACAUAUUGCCCCUGAACACAGGCCGGAGUUAUGGCCGCCGACGAGGUCGUUCCUGUCUUUUCCCCUUCGAGGAUGGUUUCCUUGAUGACGGCCACGGCGACCCCUCCCUGACCCCGGGCCUGAACUCACCGACCCGCUGUCAGAACGGCGAGAGGAUGGAGCGCUACUCCAGGAAAGUGUUCGUCGGAGGUCUUCCUCCCGACAUAGACGAAGAUGAAAUCACCAACAGUUUCCGCCGCUACGGGCACCUGGUGGUGGAUUGGCCCCACAAAGCUGAAAGCAAAUCCUACUUCCCACCUAAAGGUUACGCCUUCCUGCUUUUCCAGGAAGAGGCUUCGGUCCAGGCGUUGAUUGACGCCUGCAUUGAGGAGGACGGGAAGCUCUACCUGUGUGUGUCCAGUCCCACCAUCAAGGACAAACCAGUCCAGAUCCGUCCCUGGAACCUGAGCGACAGCGACUUCGUCAUGGACGGCUCCCAGCCUCUGGAUCCGCGCAAAACCAUCUUCGUUGGAGGAGUUCCCCGGCCCCUGCGUGCAGUGGAGCUAGCGAUGAUCAUGGACCGGCUGUACGGAGGCGUCUGCUACGCCGGCAUCGACACGGACCCGGAGCUGAAAUAUCCGAAGGGUGCUGGGCGCGUGGCGUUCUCCAACCAGCAGAGCUACAUCGCCGCCAUCAGCGCCCGCUUUGUCCAGCUGCAGCACAACGACAUCGACAAAAGGGUGGAGGUGAAGCCGUAUGUCCUGGACGACCAGAUGUGCGACGAGUGCCAGGGCGCGCGCUGCGGCGGCAAGUUCGCCCCGUUUUUCUGUGCCAACGUCACCUGCCUGCAGUACUACUGCGAGUUCUGCUGGGCCAGCAUCCACUCCCGGGCCGGCCGCGAGUUCCACAAGCCGCUGGUGAAGGAGGGUGGCGACCGCCCUCGACACGUCUCCUUCCGCUGGAGCUGAGGCCGGCGGGGUCAGCGGGGGAUCAUGGAUCUGCACUAUCCUCAACCCACAUGAAGGAGAAAUGAAAACAGCUCCCGCCGUCUCCAUCCCAAAAGGAAAAAAAAGCGAAACGGAUCAGAUUCUCGGUUCUGAACUCGUUGUCAAAGCUUUGUGGGGGAAAAAACUCCACUGGCUUACAAUUUGCACUUUGGCACAAAGUCUCACUAUAAAAAACUCGCAUACACACGUACACACACAGAAUGGUUCGGUAUGUCCCCCCUCGGGACCGCUCACAUAUUUAAAAAUACACAUAGCUCUAUUUUUUUUUGUUUUGUACUUAUCUAGACAUUAAAUAGAUGGUUUAAAUUUUAUGCAAAAGGAGCAUGCACUUACUUUGAAACAGCUGUAGUUACGUCGCCCCUAGUUAAAAACAUAAAGAAUAAAUAAAUUAAAAAACUACCAAAGGCUAAUUGAAUAAAUGCAGAAGUUAGGCAGCAUCAGAUGUAGCAACAAUUACCAGCUCUGAAAACAACUGAUAUAUUCUCUGUAAAUGUUAAUACCUCACAAUCAGAUUAGUUUGCGUUCAAUAUCUAGGUCUUUAUUUUUAUAAUAACAAAUUUUUUUUUGUGUAAUGUAAAUGUAACUGCUGCGGGAGCUUUGCUGCUAAAUCCCAUGGUAUGAACAGAUACCAUAAGUACUUUAUUUUAUUUUCCCAGCGAGGAAUUCAGAAGCAGCCGGCGUUUCAGGACGACAAGUUGUCUCAGGCAACGAUGGCCGACGUGUUGAGGUCAGGGGUCGCCCCUAACUGCAUGUUCUCGUCAGGCUGCUGCAUGCAAAACACUUUUUCAGUAUCAUGUCUGCAGGUUUUUGUGUUUAUUUUGAUUCUGGCCAUGUUUUGCACAACGCACUGCAAGUCGUGUUACACCCUGCUGAAGGAUUCACGCAUCAGAUCACUGAAAACUUGAUGGUGUUUUACUGGGAUUUUAUAAAAUUAGAGCGACGCAAAGUAAUUUUUGUAGUGAAGGAAAUUUGCAAAUUAAAAAUCUCAAUAGGGAAACAGUGGAAUAUUUUCUGGCCCUCAGAUAUCUGAAUAUUUCUCCUCCACUGUUACAGCAAAACCAGAAAAUCUUACCAAGUAUUUUUGGUCUUAGUUAAAAUAAGAAAAAAUAACUUACAAGUAACUUCAAUAAGAAAUAGGAUCUUAAAUAGAAAUAGGAUAUUUAAGUAAAUAUACAUUAAUAUUGAUGAGGAAUGCUGGAUUAUUUCUUUUCACAUCAAGACAUUUUUCCCAUGUAAAAAGUGAAACUGGAGCAAAAAUACUUGGUAAGAUUUGGGGGUGUUCCAACACCACCAAAGUGCGUCUCUCAGAUUUUCACAUUUAGAUCGAACACUUGCACUGCACCAAUAUAAAACUUUGGAUUGAUAGCGAUAUCGAUAUUAAUCUUGCAUUUACGUCCAAUAACCGAUAUUUAUCAAUAUUAUACAUAGUAUGUCAUAAGUAUUUCUCUACCUUUAAAAGAAUUGCCGAAACCAAAAGUCAAUAAGAAGAAAAUAAAUAUCGAUAUAAAAUUUUAAAAAGGCUUUCCACAGUUUUCUGUUGGAUUUAGGUCUGAACUUUGACUAGGCCAUCCUGACAAACAAAUAUGCUUUGAUCUAUAGAAUUGUUGUCAUAAUGGAAAGUGUAUUUCUGCUCAAGUUUCAAGCUUUUGCAGCAUCUUGAAAGUUUUACUUGCACUCUGAUCAAAGCGUGAUGCUGCCACCACCUUGCUUCACGCUGGAAACUGCAACAUCGGUUCUCCUUCUGAUAAAGUUUCGCUUGUCGGCAAAAAAAAAAUGUUGAUCUGUGAUCUUAGCCCCGAAUAAUCUGGAAAACUACAAACAGGACUUUUUGUUGCUUUCUUUUAAGUUUUUCUUUCUUUUUUUAAAAAACACAUCACAAACAGCUGAAUGCUAACAUUUAGGUAAACACUGGAUUUUUAUCAAAGAUGGCUCCAUUUGUUCUCAGCCUUCCUUUCUGUUCAUCAGUCACGUGAAAAUCCCACUAAAACACAGUAAAGUUUUUAGUUCGCGAUUUUGAUGCGAGGAAAACAUUUUCCGGACGUUCAAGCCGCCAUGUUUACGACCACAACGCCGCGCGAGCGGAUCGGGACGACGGCGGUUUCUAAACUAAUAUUACUCACAAAUGAAGUGUAGGACUACAACUAAAACCUGUAAUAGGCGAAGUACUUUAUUUGCGGUGAUUGUGUUUUAUAAUUGUGCAAUUUUCUUUCUUUUUUUUAUACUGUACGUAGUUAGAUCUGCCUAGAACUGUGAUUCUCUGUAACUGUCGUUCAGUGUCCGACAUGGAAGUCCUGUGAAACUUCAUGAACUCGCUAGCUAGCAUAUCCACACGUAUAUCCGUCGGCUAUAUACAUGUAAGACGUUCUCACUGGUUCACGUCUGGAUACACACGGAACACACACCUGGGACGGGAGGUUUUCGGGCCGAAAACCACGAAUCUGAGCGGAAGAGAAGACGUUAAUGUGAGGGGGGUUAAAAAAACAAAACGAACACGUAAAACUAUAUUGUUCACGCACGCAAAACUUUAUUGUUCGUUCCAACUCUUGACAGAAACGUUUUACGUCACGACGCAACCAAAGAGCUCACUUGUUUGUCUUUUUUAUUUUUAUUUUGGAGUGAAUAAGCAGAAAAAACCCAUAAAGCUACUGGAGAUUUGAGAUUGAUAAACUGAGCCCUUUCACUUGCUGAUAUAUAUAUAUUUAUAUAUUUUCUUUAAAUGGGGAAUAUGGCGGAGAUGAAAAUGUGUGACGCAAUCACCAGAUUUUUAAUUUCUUUUUUUAAUAUUUCUUUUUUUGUCUCCUGCAAAGCUUGAAGUAUCGGACCUGCUAACUAAUGACAUAAAAAUAAAGGUGGACAUUAUAUAUUUUUGGGUUCUAUUAAAAGCUGAAAAGGAAAUGAUGGUGACGGAAACGUAACUGUGUGUGUGUGUGUGUAACUGUUUUCAGUCGUAAACUGUUGUUUUUCCUGCUUUUUUUUAAACUUUUUUUUAAUUUCUGUUUAAGAAAAACUAAUUGGACCUGAGCAGAAGAGAUAUUAUUCCUGAUGAAUAAUAACGAGUGAAUUCUGGGGAGAGUUUUUAUUUUUUCCAACAUUUCUUUGCCCCCUUUUUGCCCAGUUUUCUUUUAUUUUUGUUUUUUUCUGUAUUUGUUGUGCACUACACUCUAUCUGAAAACAGUUUGCAACAGUCAGCAGUUUUUUUUGUGUUUUUUGGGGGGUAUAUCCUUUGCAAUACCUCAGUUUUGACAUAUAUUAGGAGAGAAACAUUUUUCUAAGUUUAUUCAGAUGGACAAAUAUAUAUUAAUUUAAUUCUUCGAGAGAGAUGAUUUUUAAAAAAAUAUUUUUAUUUUAAGAAUUUAUUUUUUUUAAAGAGAGUUAAUGAAGGAGCUAAAGCUUUAUAACUAAUAUAAUAAUGUUCGUAGUGAGAAUAGGGUCUACUUUACUGGUGUAGAAGUAGGAGUCCAACUGGUAUAAUUGGUUGAGAGCAGAAAGCUCAAAUAUCAGGUGCUCUGAGAAGACAUUAAAGCAGAUUUCCCACCUUUUUUAUAUUUAUAACCAAUUAUCUAUGCUGACCAGAGUUAUGAAAGAGAUCUUCUGUUUAUUUUUUUUAAAAUACGUUUUUUAUGUUUCCUAAAAGUAUGUGCUCCCGUUUGUUUCUUUUUGUUUUGUAAAAAAAAAUUAAUGAAAAGAGAAUAAAUAAUAAUAAAUAAAAAAAAAACAAUAUAAAAAUAAUUGAUUUGCUGUCCUGACGUGGUUGGGAAAGACUUCUGAAAGUCACUGGACACAGAAAAAGAGAAGAAUGUUAUUUUUAACACUAAACAGACACAAAUGUUUUCACCUGUAGCUUGAUUGAAACCCCCCAAGGUGCAUCAAUUUGACUGGUGGCCUUUCUGUUCACGCGAGACUUGAAUUAGCCCGGGCCCUUCUUCAUUUUUAAGGCUAACAACCUUGAUUCUUUGUCGUAAUGUGCAAUACUCUGUUUGUACCAUUUGUAGAAAAGAAGAAAACGAGAAAAAGAGGCAUAAAAUCUUAUUGCGAAAUUAUUUUCAUUGCAAGCGUUGUGAUCCACUAAAAUCAUUUUCUACUGUUUUUUUGCCUCCUCUACCUGCUAGUACCUUCCAGUAGUAAUGUAGCCUUUGUACUGAGAAAUUUUCUUUUCCUUUCUUUUAAGAGUUUUGCAGAAAAAACAAAAAAGGAAUUCAAACAUAUUUACAUUUUUUUUUAUUAUUAUUUCAUAUAUUUUGUUUAUUUACAGACUUCAUAUCUGGUCAUGUCAUUAGUAUUAUUUUGUAUUUUUACUUUGAAAAAAUUAAUUUUAUGAUGCUAAUUCUUAAUUUUAAAUUUUUUUGAAGCUGAAAAAUCCCUUUGUAUUGUUACUAAACUGUCUUGUUUCUUGAAAUGCUGAGCUUCAUGUGUUAACUUGCUGAUGUUGAUUAAAUCAGUGUGAAAAUGAUCUUCAAAAGUAAAAAAAAACUACUCAGAGGAAGAGUUUGGUGGUUGGUGAUGUAUAAGUGGUUUAUAAUGUAAACAAAUGAACAGGCAAUAAAGGAAAACUGGCAGAAACAAAAAUAUUUGUGCUGUAAUUGAAUAAAACAACACUGAAGUACAAAUGUUGCUAAUGUUACAAAAACUAAAAUAUUGAAUUAUUUAAUCAAAUUCCUUAAAUGUUAAAGAAAAAAAUAUAAAUUCAGAGGAUAAUUUCACAUCUUUAAACCCAUCUUGUUUUAAAGUGCAUCAGUUUGUAUUUUGCUGCAUUUAACUGCAAAUCCUACAAAAUAUAUUUGUCAAUGUUUAUUAUUUAACACAGCAUAAUUUAACAAAUAUUUUACGCUAAAGGAAAUUAAAUGCUGUUAUUAAAAUCCAAAUGUUUUCAAAAAGUCAAUUGUGAUGCUAGAAGGAAGGAAGUCCAGCAGCAGUCAGUCCUGCAAUUUAUCUGAAGAGGCCUCUGAUUGAAGAGUGUUGCAAUCUGAUUCAUGAUCGUCAUGAUAUGCUAACAGCUAGAUAUCUGGGCAGAUUAUAUUUCUAUGGUGUCAUGUCCUGGAUCAGUGGUUCCCAAAGUGUGGGGCGCGCCCUCUAGGGGGGGCGCAGUGCCAUUGCAGGGGGGGAGUGGUAUGGAUGAAAAACAAAAAAACAGGUACAGAACAGUGUUUCACUGUAAAGAUGGUUUGUAGUGUGUUUUGUUGCAACCUGAAGUGUGAAAUAAACUUCAGUGGA
Molecule: messenger RNA, 7672 nt
Organism: Poeciliopsis prolifica (blackstripe livebearer)
Lineage: Eukaryota; Metazoa; Chordata; Actinopteri; Cyprinodontiformes; Poeciliidae
Gene: cpeb3
Product: cytoplasmic polyadenylation element binding protein 3
Exons: 10
Coding region: 485-2422 (645 amino acids)
Biological process (GO): negative regulation of cytoplasmic translation
Cellular component (GO): synapse; nucleus; neuron projection
Molecular function (GO): mRNA regulatory element binding translation repressor activity; ribosome binding; translation factor activity, RNA binding
Source: RefSeq, a predicted model, not a curated record